Helobdella robusta is the source of this 656-nucleotide messenger RNA. RefSeq lists its product as hypothetical. The record is from RefSeq and is a predicted model, not a curated record. NCBI's taxonomy places the organism in Eukaryota, Metazoa, Annelida, Clitellata, Rhynchobdellida, Glossiphoniidae. The transcript has 4 exons. Bases 276 to 656 code for a protein of 126 amino acids.
UCGCGUUUUUCUCUCAAAACAACGAUUAAAUUAGUGGUUUAGUUUUGAACUAAUUAAAUUUCAUUACUCUAAUUAAUAGUAAUCGCAGCUGAUUGUAUCAUAAUUGAAAUACUGACAUUUUUUGCCUAAUUUCUGUUUUGAACUGAUUUGGCUUCUAAUCAAACUAAACUGUAAAAAACUCCAAAUUAAAAAAACGAAACUAAAUCUUUUGUUUUUUUAGUAUUUUUUUUCCCGUAAAACAACUACCUAAUAGUUCCUAGCAGAAAAAUUCGCUAAUGUCGGCCAGUCAGUUGAGGCUUUUAAAUAAUGAGGAGGGCAACGAAGUUGAUGAUAGGGAUGAAUAUCAAAUGGAGUUCGAUAGGUUGCCACUGAGUACGAAGUAUUCAGAAAUCGCCACGAUGAUUCAAAGAUCAGUUCGUUGUUUUUCACUAUUCUUAGAUCAGAUCACAUGGGCCGUGCUGCCGCCGUGGAGAAUAGCCAAUCAGAUGGUCCUAGAGAUGGGCAAGAAGGUCCACGCACUGAAAGUUGACCAAGUCGAAAUGGCCUUUCUCUGCGCCAUUUUCCUCUUUGACAAAAGUAACUACUAUGAGUACAAAGAGCUGUUUCUAGAUGCUCUGGCCUGGUUCAUCCAAAGUAAACGAAUGAUUCACAUGUAG